AUGUUGAUUGAUAAGACUUGCAACUCAGGACAGGUGACUUCCUCGUCGUAUUUGCCUUCCAGUGCUCUAAAUACCUGUGAAAAAACACCUAUACCUGAUUCUUCUACUUUCACUACAUCGGAGCACAUGGAUCAACCUUCUCCUGUCAGUCGCUUUACUUAUUUGACCUCGAAUGAUUAUGAUGAUGAUGACCCGGAUGACCCUGAAUUUGACGUUAUGGCUGAGUUGGACAAAAUAUGCAAAGAAGACUUCUUUGAUGAGCUAAGGGAUGAUCGUGCUGUGCGGGUUUCCAAGAUGGAAGCUAAGACCCUACACCAAGAUCUGCAUGAGCUGCUCGUUGAUGACAUAGAGAGUCCGUUUCGACCUCGGAAUUCUCAUUUUUCUUCUAAUUUGAGGAACAGACGACUUUCUACAAGCUGCUCUAGCGUCGGGGCCAGCACCAAUGCCGUUACUUUUUCAUCGCCUAUUUCUUCUCGAUCCAGCUCUAGCUCUUCUUCCUCCUCUCGGUCUCGAUCUCCUUUAUCGUUCGGUCUCUCGGCCACUCAAGCACGUUUACUAGAAGAUCGGCCGCUACCCUCCUGCCCUGUCUGCGAGCUUACUCUUGUCUCCUGUUUCUGCUCUUUCCGAAAUACACGAACUGCGUCCGGUAGCCAUUCUGCUACAGCUUCCAAUGCAGCAAGCGCACCUAAUACUGGUUUUGCAGCCAUAUCUGCAAGUUCUGGCGUUCGUAAUGAUUCGUUACAUCUUCCAGCCUUAUCAGGAAGCCUACUGACAACUGUUGAUGAAUGGCCUCGUUGGGUUGCCCCGGGCCGCAGGCGUAGAGCAGCAGCUUUGAGUGCUCUGGCCGUGAACUCAGCAACAUUUGCCUCUCAGUUAACGAAGAGCCCAAGGUAA
Messenger RNA from Protopolystoma xenopodis, 894 nucleotides. The record is from the annotation of a GenBank genome assembly. Lineage: Eukaryota; Metazoa; Platyhelminthes; Monogenea; Polystomatidea; Polystomatidae.